This is a messenger RNA of Chlorella variabilis, 1725 nucleotides long. RefSeq lists its product as hypothetical. The record is from RefSeq and is a predicted model, not a curated record. The coding region runs from base 1 to 1725 and encodes 574 amino acids. Lineage: Eukaryota; Viridiplantae; Chlorophyta; Trebouxiophyceae; Chlorellales; Chlorellaceae. Gene Ontology annotation, biological process: tRNA methylation. The transcript is spliced from 6 exons.
AUGGCCGCGGCGCAGCAGGCGGCGGCGACAGCGGCACCGCCCCCGCCACAGCAGGCGGCUGCCCUGCAGGCACAAGCAGCUUUGCCGGCAGCGGAGCAGCCGAUGCCCGGCAAGUGCCACUUCUUCCUGGAGAAAAAGCGACGCCACUGCAAGUUCGAUGCCGUUCCGGGGAAAGCAUACUGCGGCAACCACUUGUAUGAGGGAGAGGGGGUCGGGCCCAAGCGUGUGCCCUGCCCCUGGGACCCCAAAGGCGGCCACACGGUGCUGGAAAGCGAGCUGGAGAGGCACAAGAACAAGUGCCCGGGUUACCUGCAGAGGUUGGCGCAGCAGGAGCAGCCCUGCUUCGCAGAGGACAUCAAUGCCGGGCCGGGCCUCGAGGUGGAAUGGCCGGCAGGCCUGCAGCCGCUGCCAGCUCCGGCGCAGCUUACGCAGCACACCAGCGGCGCCGAUGCAGCUGCGGAUGCGGGGGCCACUGACGGCAGCAGUAUCAGGAAGCGGCAGCGGCGGCAGCGCCCCGCGCAGGGCGCUUCCCUCGUGCAGGCCGCAUAUGCGGCGGCCAUGGGCGAGCAGCGCUUCAUGCAGCUGCUGCAGCGCGUCGAGACGGCCUGCGAGCAGGUGUGCGAGGCCGAGCCGCUGUCGCUGGCUCUGCCGCCCGAGGCGGAGCCCUUUCUGGCCCCAGAGUCGGCGACCUGCAACCGCCCCUUCUCCCUCAAGCACGCGCAGCAGCAGGCGUCCAUCGUGGGCAACAUGAAGCAGCGGGGGCUGCUGGCUGGGGCCGCUGGGGUUGCCUAUGUCGAGUACGGCGCCGGCAAGGGGUACUUGAGCCACAUGCUGAGCCUGUGCUGCCCGGAGGCACGCAAGGUGGUGAUGAUGGAUGUGCGGGGGUUCAAGGAGAAGGCAGACAGGAGCAUGCGGCACCUGGACAUGCAGCGGCUGCGGUGCGACAUCAAGGACUUUGAUGUCGGCAAGGUGAGGGUUCCCGGCCUGGACAGCAACGGGCCGUGGGUGGCGCUGGGCAAGCACCUGUGCGGCGCAGCCACGGACUUCACGCUGCGCAGCUGCGCGCGGGAGCGGCAGAGGCAGGCAGGGCGGGAGGGGCAGCCGCAGGGCGGGGUGCGGGGCCUGGCGGUGGCCACCUGCUGCCACCACCGCUGCAGCUGGCGGCACUUUGUGGCGCAGGAUGUGAUGCUGCAGCUGGGGUUCAGCCCUCAGGAGUUUGAGGUCAUUGUUUGGAUGACAGGCUGGGCGCUGUGUGGCCACGAGGCUCCCGCCGGUUUUGGCGGCAGCGACUGCGAGGAGGCAGAUGAGGGGACGGCAGAGCAGCAGCACCACUCCGACGGGGAGCAGCAGCCCGGCAGCAGCGCGGCGACACAGUCGCAGGCAAGGCACAAACGGGGCCGGGACGGGGCAAGCGCGCCGCCCUCCCCUACUGCGCUGGGUGCAGCAGCAGCAGCAGCCGAGGGCACGCCAGCAGCAGGAGCGGCGGCAGAAGCGGCGGCAGCAGCAUGCGCGGCGGCCGCGGGCGAUGACUGGCGGCCGCAGCGUGCACUGACCCGCGAGCAGAAGAUUGCGGUGGGGCGGCGCUGCAAGCGGCUCAUCGACGCGGCACGCCUGCGCUGGCUGCGCCGCCAGGGCUUUGAGGCCAGCCUGGUCAAGUACGUGCCAUCAGAGGUGAGCGGCGAGAACCGGCUGCUGCUGGCCACCGCCGCGGCGGCAGCACAGUGA